UUAUUUAUUUUUAAAUAAAUAAUAAAAAAAAGUCUAUCUUGUCCUACAAUUCAUACCUAAGUAAUAUAAAAACACCCAACCAUGCUGUUGUCCAAAUCUCCAAAUUUCCAUUGGUUGUCUUUUCUUUUACAUACAAUACAAGACAACACCAAUGUUGUUACUAUGAGGAAUGAUUGCCAUAUCAUAUCUUUUGUAAUCAAGUGAUCUUAAAUUCUUAGUUCGUCCCCCUAGCUCCUGUGUUCCAUAUAUAGUUACCAUAAAAGCACCAUCUUACUUCCUUCUUCUUCUUUAUGAUCAUGGAUGGUAACAAUAAUAACUGGGUUGUUAAGGAUGGUGAUCACGAUGAUGAUAUAUGUGACGCUUCAAUAUCCACGGGAUCCAUCUCAUCAGAAGAUUCAAUGAACUCCGCGUGUUCAUCUUCUUCAACAGAUGAUGAGUUCGCUGAGGAUGCAUCCUCCUCGUCAUCGUCAUCGAAUUCAAACGGCCCUCUAUACAAGCUGUCAGAACUCAUGAACCAUCUCCCGAUAAAGAGAGGGUUGUCCAUGUUUUACCAAGGGAAAGCAGAAUCUUUCACUUGUUUAGAGAGGGUGCAGAGCAUAGAAAAUCUUGCUAAGAAAGAAAAUGGUAGCAGCCGUUACAGAAACAGAAACAGAAUAAUGAAAUCAUGGAGAGGCUUGGAUACUAGUAACAGAAGAAUGAUGAGAAUAUCAUCUUCGUACACUAGUCCCAAGGCAAAAAUAUCAAAGAAGCCACCGUCAAGGGGAUCUUCUUUUGCUUCUCUAGUAACUAAUAAACAGAGACUCAGCAUUAGUAGUAGUAGUUCUCUCUUUGGAGCAUCUACGCGUUCUAAUGUACACAAGAAUUUUUAAUUUGAAAUCCAUUAUAUUAUUGGCCAGGAUUUUGAAUUCCACCAUUUUACUUUUUGGGUCUACAAUCGUCAAUUUUGUUGCUUGGCUAUUUAUGUUGUUCUAGUCUUAGCCAAUCGUUAUCAAAAAUUCUCAACUACAAACAAUUUUAACAUUUAAGUUUAUGUAAGUCAUUUGAGUUAUCUGCUA
Molecule: messenger RNA, 1055 nt
Organism: Arachis ipaensis
Lineage: Eukaryota; Viridiplantae; Streptophyta; Magnoliopsida; Fabales; Fabaceae
Product: protein OXIDATIVE STRESS 3
Source: RefSeq, a predicted model, not a curated record